This is a messenger RNA of Ostrinia nubilalis (European corn borer), 1831 nucleotides long. It is a transcript of the gene AsnRS, whose product is annotated as asparagine--tRNA ligase, cytoplasmic. NCBI's taxonomy places the organism in Eukaryota, Metazoa, Arthropoda, Insecta, Lepidoptera, Crambidae. Gene Ontology annotation, molecular function: ATP binding; asparagine-tRNA ligase activity; nucleic acid binding. The coding region runs from base 145 to 1794 and encodes 549 amino acids. Gene Ontology annotation, biological process: asparaginyl-tRNA aminoacylation. The transcript has 10 exons. Gene Ontology annotation, cellular component: cytoplasm. The record is from RefSeq and is a predicted model, not a curated record.
UGUUCAUCCAUCUGUCAGGUGUCGUCUAUUUCGUGGUGCAAUGCGGUGAAAAAAUUGCAGCAUUUAAUUGUAAAAUAAGUUGCAUUUCCACUAAUCGUUAUUAGUAGGGUCGUUUUUAUUUAUUUUUUAUAAUAAGCAAACACCAUGCCGGAAAGCGGUGAGAUUUAUACGUCUGAUAAGACCGGGAGCGAUGAGGCCGGGGAUGGGACAGCUGAGAAGCCUUUUAAGACCGUUCUGCAGGCCAUGCGACACGCUGGAAAGGAGCCCUUCCCUACUAUUUACGUCGACUCGAAAGACGAUGGGAAACAGUAUGACGUCGCUGCGAAGUCCCAAUUAAAGAAGAUCCAGAAAAUAUGGGUCAGAGAGAACUACAAAGCGGCUGAUAAAGCGAAGGCCGAGGAGGAGUCCAACGACAAGAGACAGCAGAACCUUGAAGAUGCGAAGAAAAUCGAAAUUAAAGAGGAUCCAAGUCUGCCGAAAGCUAAAGUCGUGAAGAUUUUCCAAGCCUCCGAAUACCGUGGCCAACGCAUAUGCGUCCGUGGAUGGGUGCAUCGUCUCCGAAGACAGGGUAAAGCCCUAACCUUCUUAACUCUCCGCGAUGGUUCCGGAUACCUGCAGUGUGUACUACACGGAGUGCUCUGUCAGACGUACAACGCUCUUGUGCUGUCAACGGAGUCAUCGGUGACAUUGUACGGAAAGUUAGAAGCUGUGCCAGAAGGAAAGACGGCACCAGGAGGUCAUGAACUCACAGCCGACUACUGGGAACUGGUAGGCCUGGCCCCGCCCGGUGGAGCUGAUGCAAUUCUCAACGAGGAAGCCUUGCCCGACGUGCAAUUAGAUAACAGGCACAUAAUGAUCCGAGGCGAGAACACUUCCAAAGUGCUGCGAGCGCGUGCGGCCGUCACGCGAGCCUUCCGGGAACACUUCGCGUCGCGUCACUACACUGAAGUCACUCCGCCCACGCUGGUACAAACGCAGUGCGAAGGAGGCAGCACCUUGUUCAAGUUUAGCUACUUUGGCGAGCAAGCAUACCUGACCCAAAGCUCGCAGCUGUAUCUCGAGACGUGUCUGGCGUCUCUCGGCGACGUGUACUGCAUUGCGCAGUCCUACCGCGCAGAGCAGUCGCGCACCAGGAGACAUUUGGCCGAAUACAGCCACGUAGAGGCCGAAUGUCCCUUCAUCACGUUCGAGGAUCUGCUAAACCGGCUUGAGGACCUGGUGGUGGACGUGGUGGACCGAGUCUUGGCCUCACCUGAGGGACAGCUGGUCUACGAACUGAACCCUAACUUCAAGAAGCCGCAGAGGCCGUUCAAGCGCAUGGCCUACACCGAGGCCAUCGAAUACUUGCGGGAACACAACAUCACUAAGGAGGAUGGGUCUUUCUACGAGUUCGGAGAGGACAUUCCCGAGAUGCCAGAGCGCAAGAUGACAGACGAGAUCGGCGUCCCGAUCCUCCUGUGCAAGUUCCCGGCGGAGAUCAAGUCGUUCUACAUGUCCCGGUGCGACGACGACGAGCGGCUGACGGAGUCUGUGGACGUGCUCAUGCCGGGCGUGGGCGAGAUCGUCGGCGGCUCCAUGAGGAUAUGGGACCACGAGGAGCUCAUGGAAGGCUACAAGCGCGAAGGCAUCGACCCGUCGCCGUACUACUGGUACACGGACCAGCGCAAGUUUGGCAGUGUCCCGCACGGUGGCUACGGACUUGGCCUGGAGCGAUUCCUGUGCUGGCUUCUGGAUCGCUACCACAUCCGCGACGUGUGCCUCUACCCGCGCUUCCUGGAGCGCUGCACGCCAUAAACUGAUUCUUAAUUCAAAUAUAACGCUUCUGACUGUC